Molecule: messenger RNA, 759 nt
Organism: Podarcis lilfordi (Lilford's wall lizard)
Lineage: Eukaryota; Metazoa; Chordata; Lepidosauria; Squamata; Lacertidae
Source: the annotation of a GenBank genome assembly
AUGAACUUUGGAACAUGGAAAAUACGAACUUUGUCAGAUAACACAGACAGUGAGCAUCCUGAGCGCAGAACUGCCAUCAUUGCAAGAGAGCUGCGACGUUUUAAUAUUGAUAUUGCAGCGCUUCAAGAGACUCAAAGAGCAGGCAAGGAACAACUGAAGGAAGAAAAAGGAGGCUACACAUUCUUCUGGAAAGGUCUAUCUGAACAAGAACAUCAAAUACACGGGGCAGGCUUCCCUAUCAAAAACGACCUUGUGAAGCUCCUGUCAGAAGUCCCUACUGGCAUUAAUGAGCGACUCUCAACCCUUCGAAUAAAGCUCACCCAAAACCAGCAGGCUACUAUUAUAAGUGCUUAUGCACCAACACUGGAUGCCAAUGAAGACAUUAAAGAAAAAUUUUACUCUCAGCUGGAUACCGUCCUAUCAGAGACACCUAAGGAAGAUAAAAUUAUCCUCCUGGGUGAUUUUAAUGCAAGAGUUGGGUGAGAUUUCGAUCUGUGGCCUGGGACUACUGGAAAAGAAGGAGUUGGCAGCAGCAACCAGAACAAAAUCUUACUUUUGACGAUAUGUGCAGAGCACACCCUUGUUAUUACCAACACACUCUUUCAACAGAAAAAUAAAUUAAAAACUUCAUGGAGGCAUCCUCAGUGAAACCGCUGGCACCUCUUAGACUAUGUCAUUGUCCGUGCUAAAGAUCGCCAUGAUGUGCUCCUUACCAGAGUUAUGACGAGCCUGACGACUGCUGGACAGAUCACUGACUAA